This is a messenger RNA of Aethalodelphis obliquidens (Pacific white-sided dolphin), 782 nucleotides long. RefSeq names its product L antigen family member 3 (gene LAGE3). NCBI's taxonomy places the organism in Eukaryota, Metazoa, Chordata, Mammalia, Artiodactyla, Delphinidae. Bases 95 to 571 code for a protein of 158 amino acids. The record is from RefSeq and is a predicted model, not a curated record. The transcript is spliced from 3 exons. Gene Ontology annotation, cellular component: EKC/KEOPS complex.
GGAAGGAGCCGUUGUCUCUUAGCCGACAUCGGAGAGAGCGGAUGGGGAGACCAGCGGCCCGAAGACAGAGUCGGAGGCAGAGCGCGCUGCAGCCAUGCAGGCGGCAGAGGCGGACGCAGGCGCAGGCAGGAUGGCGGGCGGCGCUGAAGGCCUGGACAGCCAGGGGGGCAGCGGGGGCAGGGGGGACCGGGGCGGCCCUCGCAGCGAGGGUGCUGCUGCCGCUGCAAACGACGGAGCUCUGUGUGCCGCGCCGGCACAGCACUCUCCGGGGCCGGGCGGACACCCCGCGUCCACAGCCAGAAGGCCGGGAAGCCGGCCACACGUAUUCGCCCUAAGUGUGCCUUUCCCGUCCACCUUGGAGGCGGAGAUCGCCCGUGGGUCCCUGGCCCCAGAUGCCGAACUGCACCAUGGGGCUGUUGGGAAGGAGCUCACAGUAAGCGGCAGAGUCCUGGCGGUCCACUGGAGAGCUGAAGAUUCCCACCUCCUCCAAAUUUCCAUCGUCAACUUUCUUGACCAGCUUUCUCUGGUGAUACGGACCAUGCAGCGCUUUGGGCCCCCUGUUGCACGCUAAGCCAGGGCUAGAGAAGGGGAUUAAGGUCUAAACUUGUGUCCCUUCCUAGACAGUGCAUCCCUCCUAGGGCAGUGAUUUCUGUAGUAGUUGCCACUUUAUUAUGGGGGCCUCAUCUUUUGCCUCUACUGGCCCUUGCGUGCUGAGGGUUCACUUACUUUGUUUGGUGCUUAAAUGUUUCUUAACUACUGAAAAUAAAACUGAGCUAUGGGGC